Messenger RNA from Tarenaya hassleriana, 1559 nucleotides. Its product is annotated as actin-2-like. The record is from RefSeq and is a predicted model, not a curated record. Bases 161 to 1294 code for a protein of 377 amino acids. Lineage: Eukaryota; Viridiplantae; Streptophyta; Magnoliopsida; Brassicales; Cleomaceae. The transcript is spliced from 5 exons.
UUCUCUUCCCUCUCUCAGAUUCCUUCGCUAGAAACCGCACCAAAAACUUCCACCACCUUUUCUCCUCUCUCUCCGUCGUCGCGAUUUUUGAUCUCUGCAGAUUUCAACUUCUUCUCUUUCCUCGUGUUCUGCUCGCUCUGCUGGUUUAUACUGCUAAGUUAUGGCGGAAGGAGAAGAUAUUCAGCCACUUGUCGUCGAUAAUGGAACAGGGAUGGUCAAGGCUGGGUUUGCUGGUGAUGAUGCUCCAAGGGCUGUCUUCCCGAGCAUUGUCGGUCGUCCGAGGCAUGCCGGUGUGAUGGUCGGAAUGGGACAGAAAGAUGCAUACGUCGGUGACGAGGCACAGUCCAAAAGAGGUAUUCUUACCCUAAAGUAUCCCAUCGAACAUGGGAUUGUCAGCAAUUGGGAUGACAUGGAGAAGAUCUGGCAUCAUACCUUCUAUAAUGAGCUUCGUGUUGCUCCCGAAGAACACCCUGUUCUCCUUACCGAAGCUCCUCUCAACCCUAAAGCUAAUAGGGAGAAGAUGACACAGAUCAUGUUUGAGACUUUCGAUGUCCCUGCCAUGUAUGUUGCCAUUCAAGCUGUUCUUUCGCUCUAUGCCAGUGGGCGUACUACGGGUAUUGUGCUAGAUUCAGGUGAUGGAGUUAGUCAUACCGUGCCAAUUUACGAAGGCUAUGCUCUUCCACAUGCCAUUCUCAGGCUUGAUCUGGCCGGACGUGAUCUUACCGAUGCUUUGAUGAAGAUCCUUACUGAGAGAGGUUACUCAUUCACCACAACCGCUGAACGAGAAAUUGUGAGAGACAUCAAGGAGAAGCUUGCCUAUGUGGCAUUGGAUUAUGAACAGGAGCUUGAAACUGCUAAAUCCAGUUCUGCGAUUGAGAAGAGCUAUGAGCUGCCUGAUGGUCAGGUGAUCACCAUUGGGGCUGAAAGAUUCCGCUGUGCGGAAGUCCUCUUUCAACCAUCACUUAUCGGAAUGGAAGCACCUGGAAUUCACGAGACGACUUAUAACUCUAUCAUGAAAUGUGAUGUUGAUAUCAGAAAGGACUUGUAUGGUAACAUUGUGCUCAGUGGUGGAUCGACGAUGUUUCCUGGAAUCGCUGAUCGCAUGAGCAAAGAGAUCACGGCCCUGGCACCAAGCAGCAUGAAAAUUAAGGUGGUAGCACCACCGGAGAGGAAGUACAGUGUCUGGAUCGGAGGUUCCAUAUUAGCUUCCCUUAGCACAUUCCAGCAGAUGUGGAUAUCAAAGGCAGAGUAUGAGGAAUCAGGGCCUGCCAUUGUUCACAGGAAAUGCUUCUAGACAAUUCCAAUACAAGCGACGCAUGGUAUAUUUGCGGUUUGUGGUUUUGGCUUGUCACGUCGUGUGUGAGUGGCGUAUUAAGGAUGCCUUUGGUUUAGCUUGGCUUGUUUUAGUUUUGUUCCUCCGUGAGACCGUGUUUAAUCAUCUUCUUUUCUGUUGUUCCUGUAUGUGUGAAGAGAAGUGCAAGUGGUGUGGUCUGUUGUGGUGUGUGUAUAUGUAAACUUUCACUGUUGCUAUUAGAUUGUAUUUCGGAUGUUGAGCUUCA